Messenger RNA from Hevea brasiliensis (rubber tree), 1359 nucleotides. RefSeq names its product protein BEARSKIN2-like. The transcript has 3 exons. Gene Ontology annotation, biological process: regulation of DNA-templated transcription. The record is from RefSeq and is a predicted model, not a curated record. NCBI's taxonomy places the organism in Eukaryota, Viridiplantae, Streptophyta, Magnoliopsida, Malpighiales, Euphorbiaceae. Bases 58 to 1203 code for a protein of 381 amino acids. Gene Ontology annotation, molecular function: DNA binding.
CUUAACGAAGGAGUAGUUAUAGCCAUAGAAAAAAAUUGAAGGUCCUUUGGUACUUUCAUGUCAAUGGCUUCAUCUGCUGGUGGGGUGCCUCCGGGGUUCCGAUUCCACCCAACCGACGAAGAGCUGCUUCAUUACUACUUGAAGAAGAAGGUUUCAUUUCAUAAGUUUGAUAUGGAGGUUAUCAAAGAAGUCGACCUCAAUAAGAUGGAGCCUUGGGAGUUACAAGAGAGAUGUAGAAUUGGAUCGACUCCACAAAAUGAAUGGUAUUUUUUCAGUCACAAGGACAGAAAGUACCCAACAGGAUCAAGGACGAAUAGAGCAACAAAUGCAGGGUUUUGGAAGGCAACGGGAAGAGAUAAGUGCAUUAGGAACAGCUACAAGAAGAUUGGUAUGAGGAAAACCCUUGUUUUCUACAGAGGAAGGGCUCCUCAUGGCCAGAAAACUGACUGGAUCAUGCAUGAAUACAGGCUUGAAGAUGCCGACGAUGUUGAAGUAAACUCAUCCACUGAGGAUGGAUGGGUUGUGUGUAAGGUUUUCAAGAAGAAGAAUCUAUUCAAGGUUGGGAACGAAAGAGGAAACAUCAUCAACUCUGGUGAUCAUCAACAACUCAACACAUCAUCAAGCACUAUUCAUCCUCGAAGUUUCAUGCACAACAGGGAUAGCCAAACUCAGUUUCUACUGCGUCAAAGUCGUAGUCCUGCUACUCCUCACCAUCAUGAACAAGCUUUUGAACUAAACAAACCAGAGCUCGCCCUUCAUCAUCACUACCCACAUAUGGCUACACCAACACCUCAUUAUUCAUCUCUUUUCGAAUCCCAAAACUUAGUGCCAACCCAUAGUUACUCAUCAGCUCUUGCUUCUGCAGUGUCUCCUGUAAUGGCUAAACAAUUCAUGUCUAACACUAGAGAUUGCGAGAGUGGCAGCGAAACCGCCCUUAGGUAUCCUCAAAGCUGCGAGGCAGGGCUAGAGGUGGGAACCUGUGAACCAAAUCAACAUCAUCAACAAAUGGGUGUAGGAAGAGAUGAUCACCAUCAUCAAGGGUUGAAUGAAUGGAGUAUGCUGGAUCGCAUUGUUACUCCUCACCUUGGAAAUGAUGAUUCUUCUAAAGGAGUGAGGUUUGAAGAUGCUAACAGUGCUUCUGUAAAUCCAAUUAAUCAACUCUCUUUGCGUGGGGAGAUGGAUUUUUGGGGCUACGGAAAAUAAUUAAUUCUCUAUUUCUCUUCUUUGCUUGUAUCUUCCUUCUAUAAUAUUGAUGAAAAUUGAAAGAAAUAUUCAUAUUAGAGCUCAUCAUGCAAAAUGGCUCUAACUAUAUAAAUUGUAAGAAAACCUAAUUAUUGAAUGAUUGUGGAUUUAAUUGGA